UCAUCGCCAUAAUAAAACAGUCGUCGUGAACGGUCCAAAUUGGUCACAUGCAUCAGCUGGUAGAGCUAGAAGGAAGGAAGUUUUGUGAUCUAUCCAAGAAAAAAAUUCUUACGAGCUAUAAAAUCUUUUAUUCUUGCUGCUCCGGUUGUUAGUCGAUUGUUGAGUUGAUUCGUGGCGAUAAGUUUGCCUUCAGGAUGAGGACUCAAGGAGUUGCCUUGGUGCUUGUACUGCUGACCAUUUCCGGGACAUCGGCAGAUAUUGGAGACUUCUUCUCGAAGCUGUUCAGUGUUUUUCAUCCCAAUGGAUCCAAUAGUUCGAGCAAUGCUACGGAAACUUCGACGAGUGCUCCAAAUGUGACAGUGACGACUUUGAGAAGUGUUGACAGUGAAGAUGCUAAGACUACGGAAGGUCUGGAAACAACUACUGAUUGGUUGUUCGAAUCGGAUUCAAUUAUUGGCGGUAAAAUGAGUGCAGUUGAAGAGAAUUUGAUCGCUGUAAUUCCACUGAACGCGACUGUGAUUAAUACCAGCUCAGCACCCACUGAGGCUGGUUUGAAUGCUACAACCGAGAAAAUAGUCUUGACAACUGUCAAUUCCACCUCCAGUGAAGCAAUAACAGUGAUAAUAAUAGAUGUUGAAAGUACUACAGAGCUUACAACAACUGAUGAUACGACAGUUCAAGAAACUACUGAAACUACUACCCCUUCAACUACUUCAACAACAGUUGAAGUGAACACAACGACGGUGAUCUACAAACUAUUUCACCCAAACACAACCACAACUACUACGGAGCUCCCUUCUUCGACAACAACGGUUGAAGGAAGCAACUCUACUGUCACUUCUCUAAACGCAACUCUAGCUGGAAAUUCUUCCACUGAAGCAUCGAUCUCAAAUUCAUCGGAAACCACAACUCUGGCAUCUUCGACAAACUCUUCAACACCAACUGAUACGCCAACAACUUUGCCGAACAAGUCAGAAACGACCACUUUAUCAACUUCGCUGUCGAACUCAACAGAAACCACCUCAGUAACACCAAUCAUCAGUAGCACCGAAAAACCUAACGUAUCAACAACGACUCCAGCAUCAACAAACACUUCGACAACCUCAACGGAAACCACCUCCUCUGCAAUCAGCUCAACGACAUCUACAAACGUAGACAACUCAUCAACCACCCUUGUGACCCCACUAGCGAAAUCCAUCAUCAUCAAUGGAGUGAUGUGCAAUACAACCUUCUACCCAGAGACCAAUUCAACUACAACAACCUGCGAAAGUAGCCAAAGAACCUCAACUGUAUCCGGCAAUAACAACUCGACUACGGAACAACAGCCGACCACAACAACUACUAGUACCUCUACAACAACAGUGAAGAGCAUCAGUCGUAGAAGGCGUGCCGACAACAACGAAUACCCUUCGAGUGCACCAGUAGGCGAUGACGACGGUGAUGACGACGAUGAUGAAGGGGAGGUGACGUUUGUGUACAACGGUGAAGAAGCUAGUACCACCCCAAGUUCACUCGAUGAACCAAAGGUGGAGUCAAACCGACAGUAGAAGCUCAGUUAGAAACAAUUGAAAAGAGUGACAACUAAACAUUCUAUUUAUGCGUGAACGAACGUGUGCUACGAAGGGUCGGCUGAUCCUUCUUAGUCUAGCUACUUAAUGCUAUCUGCUGUAUAUAGAACGUGUGAUAUUUGAGUAAUAAAUAAGAACUACA
This is a messenger RNA of Uranotaenia lowii, 1710 nucleotides long. RefSeq names its product mucin-2-like. The transcript has a single exon. The record is from RefSeq and is a predicted model, not a curated record. NCBI's taxonomy places the organism in Eukaryota, Metazoa, Arthropoda, Insecta, Diptera, Culicidae. Bases 195 to 1547 code for a protein of 450 amino acids.